GAUAUGGUCGCGAUAGACGAGAUUAUUAUGAUCGUUAUGAUCGUGAUAGAUUUGAUAGAUAUGACCGUGAUCGAACAAAGGGAAGAGAUCGUGAUAGUGGUGACAAACGCUCCACUGAUAAGUCUGAUCUCAAUGAGGAAAAAGAUAAAUUAGAUGAGAAAGAAUUACAGGCAAUACGAGAACGCUAUAUGGGUGGUGAACGUAAAAAACGCAAAAUACGAAAGAUGAACGAGAAAAAAUUUGUUUUUGAUUGGGAUGCUGGUGAAGAUACUUCGCAAGAUUUCAAUCCUUUGUAUGCAAGUAGACAUAAUGCUCAAAUGUUUGGACGUGGCCAUUUCGCGGGCAUUGAUAUAAAAGAGCAAAAACGAAACCGUGCACAAUUUUAUAAUAAAUUAUUAGAAGAAAGAAGAACAUUGGAUCAAAAAGAUCGUGCAGAAGAAAGAAUGGAAAUUGAUAGGAAGAAAGAAUUGAAGAGUAUGUGGGAUGACAGACAUUGGUCUGAGAAACCAUUGAGCGAGAUGAAAGAAAGAGACUGGC
Racocetra persica is the source of this 537-nucleotide messenger RNA. NCBI's taxonomy places the organism in Eukaryota, Fungi, Glomeromycota, Glomeromycetes, Diversisporales, Gigasporaceae. The record is from the annotation of a GenBank genome assembly.